AUGCUCUAUUCGAAGGAAAGCAUUCACAAAAUUGUACAAUCAACCCAACACACCGUUGUUCAAAAGUAUCUGGAAGAGUUUUUGGUAUUAUUAAGUGAUAAGAUCGAUGAAUAUACAACUGAAUUGACGAAUCAAUCGUUGAGUUGCCCACCAUCAUUAUCUCCGUUGGACAUCUUCGAUGGAAGACUGAAAGAGUUUGUUCGUUUACAUCAUCUUGAUUUUAUCAGAGCAAAUCGUUAUCGAAUACACCAAUUCAAAGCUGACAUUCAUGAAAAACAGCUCGGUAAAGAAUUGUCGUAUUAUUUUUCGAAUGUCGAUCAACUCGAACCAAUCAAUCGAUUGACAAGUAUCCGACAGAAACAAAUGAAAGUGUUCGAAGAAUUGACGAUGUUCGAGCAACGCAUCUCAUGCCAUCGAUUACCAAAAUCUUUCGAUUCUGCCAUCAUACCUAACCUCGAUGUAAAGCAGCUGAGCAACAGUCGCCUGAAGAUACUACAAGAACUCAAGAGAUUCAUAUUAAAUGUUGAAUUACAAGAAUAUGAAAACAAGAUUGAGCAUUACGAACAUUUAUAUCAAGAAGAGCUGACUAGUCUCCAGCAACAGAUCGAGAACACUAACUCAUCUCUUCCUCAACAUCAGACGAAAAUGUUACUUUAUAUUGUUCAGUCUUAUUUGGAAGCUUUUGCCAAUCGACUUCUACGGCAAAUACGUUUCAAAGAAACUUGCUUCCGUGUCAAAUUAACACGACAUCGCCGUCGUCAGCAACCAUUCCUCUCAUACGAUGUCGUUGACGUGUAUCCACAAGUUAUAGUUGAUGUGCCAAAAGUGUGCUUAAACCGCUUCCAACUUGACUUUCUGUCACACAACGGUCCUAGCUAUAUUCGACCAAAUCAAACAUAUCUGUAUUCACGUACACAUCAAGAAAAACAAGUUGAACGAGAAUACAAUAGGAUUCUUGAUGUUGUCGUUCCUUUUCUCGUACGCGUACAUCACAUGUCACCAACAUCGACAGCCAUCAAGCAGUUCUCUCAUCAACUUGCUACGUAUCUUUGUGAACGCUACAUGUCUACAGUGUCGUAUAUUGAUGCCCACCGUACUCGGCAAGAACGGCAAUUAAUCCAAUCAAUCAAAUGUCGUCUGAAGAAAUACAAUCAGAUUCUUCGUGUGACGGAUAAGGGUGGCAUAUUUCAUAUCGGUGAUGCCAAAGAUUACGAACGAAAAUCAGACGCUUAUCGGCAAAAAACGGGAGCUUAUGUUGAAUUAGAGACUAAUCCACUAUGGUCAGUCUUCGACAAAGUUGUUCAUCUGCUCAACGAUCUUCGCUCGAAAAAACAUAUUCUCGCAUGGCAACUUAACAAAAUGAUGCCGAAACGAGACAAAGUUGAACUCGCGUAUUUAUACUUCGUUCCAAAACCACAUAAGGAAGGAACUCCACUGCGACCGAUUGUGUCAUCAAUGAAUAUGCCAACAACUGGCAUUUCUAAAUUUCUUGAUCGAUUACUUCGACCGUUAUUUGAUAAACAUGUUCGUUCAACUACAAUUAUCGACGGUGUUGAUCUCAUUCGUCGUCUCGAAACAUAUGCGGCAAACG
Messenger RNA from Adineta ricciae, 1591 nucleotides. Lineage: Eukaryota; Metazoa; Rotifera; Eurotatoria; Adinetida; Adinetidae. The record is from the annotation of a GenBank genome assembly.